AUGACUUCUACAUCACCUAAGAAGAAAAAUGAUGCUGAAAAUUUGGAAACUCAACCUCUUUUAACCUCAACUUCCAAUAUACAUGGCACAAUUGAUCAGAAUGACACAGAUCGUUUGUCGGUGAUUCAUGAAAUCAAAAAAAAACUAUACAUUUCUCAUUUUCUUUAUGUCUGGAACGCAAGAGUUUAUGAAUUUGGUAUUAUUCUUUUUAUUGUUGACUUAUUUCCCCAAACUUUAUUGCCUUCUUCAUUGUUUGCUUUGUGUUGUUCAUUAACUUCAAUUAUAUUUUCAACCUCAAUUGCUACCAUUGUCAACAAUGGUGAAAGGUUGCAUGUUGUUCGUGAGACUAUUUUCAUUCAAAGAUCUUCCGUAAUACUUUCAACUUUCUCCAUUUUAUUAACUCAUAUUAUUCCUAAAUUGGCUCGAUAUAAGGUUAUUGUCUUAAUCGUUGUUAUAAUAUGUGGUGGCAUUGAGAAGUUGUGUGCUCUAGCCAAUAAAAUCUCAAUUCAAAGAGAUUGGUUAGUUCACAUAGCCGAAGAAGGUAACGAGGGGUUUUUAGUGGAACUAAAUACUCAAAUGAGAUCCAUUGAUUUAUUUUCGAAGCUUCUUGGUCCUACUUUUAUUGCUUUGGUAAUUGGUUUUACAUCAAUUAAAAUCUCUUUAGUCUUUAUUAUUGUAUCUUUCCUAGUUUCCAAUCCCAUUGAAUAUUAUGCUAUUGCAAGAGUUUAUUAUUUGGUUCCAGAGUUACAAAAACCUAAAAGAAAACAAGUUAUAGUUUAUGACAAUCAAGAAAAUUAUGAAUCAUUAGACCAAAGCGAAAAUUCAAACCAGUCUCCAAUUUUGAAAAAAAAAUCAAAAAGUCAAUUUAUUACAAACUUGAAAGUAUUUUCAAGCUCAACAAUGUGUCUUCCAACUAUCUCUUAUGCUCUAUUGUAUUUAACAGUUCUUUCCUUUGGUAAUUCAACUAUUGCUUACUUGCUUUCUUUUCCUUCAAUCAAUGAUGAACUUGUUGGUAUUCUUAGAGCAAUCUCUUCGAUUUUUGAAUUAUCAUCAACUGUAAUCUUUCCUCCUGUUAACAAAAAUUUUGGUUUAAUUAAUACUGGUUUAAUUUCUUUGGUCUCUCAAUUCACUUCACUAAUUCCAAUAUUAACUAGUUUUCUAUUAAGCUAUAAGUAUUCUUAUAAAAUCCUUUGUAUAUGUAUUCCUUUUAGCAGACUAGGUUUAUGGGGUUAUGAUUUAUCAAUUCAAAAUAUGAUUCAAAUAUAUGUUAACGACGAUGAAAGAGCUGGUUUUACUGCAAUCGAAGAAAGUAUCAUAAGUUUAUGUGAACUUUCUGGUUAUGCUGUUACAAUGGUCUUCCAUAAACCAUCUCAAUUUCACUGGCCAGCUUAUAUCAGUGUUGGUAGUAUUGGUUUAGCCGCUCUUUUAUAUAUUACUUUCUUCUUGAAGUAUAAAGCUGGAAAAAUCCAGUUAUAA
Messenger RNA from Ascoidea rubescens DSM 1968, 1476 nucleotides. RefSeq lists its product as uncharacterized. Gene Ontology annotation, cellular component: membrane. Gene Ontology annotation, molecular function: iron ion transmembrane transporter activity. NCBI's taxonomy places the organism in Eukaryota, Fungi, Ascomycota, Saccharomycetes, Ascoideales, Ascoideaceae. The transcript has a single exon. Gene Ontology annotation, biological process: iron ion transmembrane transport. Bases 1 to 1476 code for a protein of 491 amino acids. The record is from RefSeq and is a predicted model, not a curated record.